UCAGCUUCUGUCCAGGGUCCCUGGGAGAGAGCCAUCUCGCCAAACAAAGUGCCCUACUAUAUCAACCACGAGACCCAAACAACAUGCUGGGACCAUCCCAAAAUGACAGAGCUCUACCAGUCUUUAGCUGACCUGAAUAAUGUCAGGUUCUCAGCUUAUAGGACUGCCAUGAAACUCCGAAGACUGCAGAAGGCUCUUUGCUUGGAUCUCUUGAGCCUGUCAGCCGCAUGUGAUGCCUUGGAUCUGCACAACAUCAAGCAAAAUGACCAGCCUAUGGACAUUCUGCAGAUCAUUAAUUGUUUGACCACUAUUUAUGACCUCUUGGAGCAAGAGCACAACAAUCUAGUCAAUGUCCCUCUCUGCGUGGAUAUGUGUCUCAAUUGGCUGCUAAAUGUUUAUGACACGGGACGAACAGGGAGGAUCCGGGUCCUGUCUUUUAAAACAGGCAUCAUUUCUCUGUGUAAAGCACACUUGGAAGACAAGUACAGAUACCUUUUCAAGCAAGUGGCAAGUUCAACAGGAUUUUGUGACCAGCGCAGGCUGGGCCUCCUUCUGCAUGAUUCCAUCCAAAUCCCAAGACAGUUGGGUGAAGUUGCAUCCUUUGGGGGCAGUAACAUUGAGCCGAGUGUCAGAAGCUGCUUCCAAUUUGCCAAUAAUAAGCCUGAGAUUGAAGCAGCCCUCUUCCUAGACUGGAUGAGGCUGGAACCCCAGUCCAUGGUGUGGCUGCCAGUCCUGCACAGAGUGGCUGCUGUGGAAACCGCCAAGCAUCAGGCCAAGUGUAACAUCUGCAAGGAAUGCCCAAUCAUUGGAUUCAGGUACAGGAGUCUGAAACACUUUAAUUAUGACAUCUGCCAAAGUUGCUUUUUUUCUGGUCGAGUUGCAAAAGGCCAUAAAAUGCACUACCCCAUGGUGGAAUAUUGCACUCCGACGACAUCAGGAGAAGAUGUUCGUGAUUUUGCCAAGGUACUAAAAAACAAAUUUCGAACCAAAAGGUAUUUUGCGAAGCAUCCCCGAAUGGGCUACCUGCCAGUGCAGACUGUCUUAGAGGGGGACAACAUGGAAACUCCUGUUACUCUGAUCAACUUCUGGCCGGUAGAUUCUGCGCCUGCCUCGUCCCCUCAACUUUCACACGAUGAUACUCAUUCACGCAUUGAACAUUAUGCUAGCAGGCUAGCAGAAAUGGAAAACAGCAAUGGAUCUUAUCUAAAUGAUAGCAUCUCUCCUAAUGAGAGCAUAGAUGAUGAACAUUUGUUAAUCCAGCAUUACUGCCAAAGUUUGAACCAGGACUCCCCCCUGAGCCAGCCUCGUAGUCCUGCCCAGAUCUUGAUUUCCUUAGAGAGUGAGGAAAGAGGGGAGCUAGAGAGAAUCCUAGCAGAUCUUGAAGAAGAAAACAGGAAUCUGCAAGCAGAAUAUGAUCGUCUGAAGCAGCAGCAUGAAUACAAAGGCCUGUCCCCACUGCUGUCUCCUCCUGAAAUGAUGCCCACCUCUCCUCAGAGUCAGGAUGCUGAGCUCAUUGCUGAGGCCAAGCUACUUCGUCAACACAAAGGCCGCCUGGAAGCCAGGAUGCAAAUCCUGGAAGACCACAAUAAACAGCUGGAGUCCCAGCUGCAUAGGCUAAGGCAGCUGCUGGAGCAACCCCAAGCAGAGGCCAAGGUGAAUGGAACAACUGUGUCCUCGCCUUCUACCUCUCUUCAGAGGUCAGACAGCAGUCAGCCUAUGCUGCUCCGGGUGGUUGGCAGUCAAACUUCAGAAUCCAUGGGUGAGGAAGAUCUUCUGAGUCCUCCCCAGGACACAAGCACAGGGUUAGAGGAAGUGAUGGAGCAACUCAACAAUUCCUUCCCUAGUUCAAGAGGACACAAUGUAGGAAGCCUUUUCCACUUGGCAGAUGAUUUGGGCCGAGCGAUGGAGUCCUUAGUUUCAGUCAUGACAGAUGAAGAAGGGGCAGAAUAAAUGUUUUACAACUCCUGAUUCCCGCAUGGUUUUUAUAAUAUUCAUACAACAAAGAGGAUUAGACAGUAAGAGUUUACAAGAAAAAAAAUCUAUAUUUUUGUGAAGGGUAGUGGUACUAUACUGUAGAUUUCAGUAGUUUCUAAGUCUGUUAUUGUUUUGUUAACAAUGGCAGGUUUUACACGUCUAUGCAAUUGUACAAAAAAAAGUUAUAAGAAAACUACAUGUAAAAUCUUGAUAGUUCAAUAACUUGCCAUUUCUUUAUAUGGAACGCAUUUUGGGUUGUUUAAAAAUUUAUAACAGUUAUACAGAAAGAUUGUAAACUAAAGUGUGCUUUAUUUAAAAAAAAAAGUUGUUUAUAAAAACCCCUAAAAACAAACACACGGGCGCGCACACACACACACACACACACACACACACACACACAAACUUUGAGGCAGUGCAUUGUUUUGCUUCCUUUUAGUGUGAUAUCCAUAUGAAAUUCAUGGCUUUUUUUUUCUUCUUGCAUAUUGAGAUAAGAUGACUUCUGACACUACCAAAUGACUGCUUCACAUUGCUCUCUUGAGAGUUGUUGACUGAGUGGAACGGGCUGUGGGUUUCCGUUGUCCACAUCUAUAUGUCUAUAAGUAUGCAGAUACUAUAGGUAUAUAGAUAAAUAGAUAGGAAUUUCUAGUGACCUUUUAAAUUUCUUGUUCAAAUGUUCCUGCCACUUGCUAAUGGCGAGAAAUUGCUUCUGGUCAUUCGGCUUACCUGCUCGGUGGAGAGUGGCUUUCCUGGAGCCUGCAGGCAGAAGGAAACGAACACAUUAAAACAUUGUCGGGGGCUCCAGAUGUUUCUCAUUUGGAACUUUCCACUGACAACUAGAGUAUUGCAUUUUCUUUUUUUGAUAAAGGAACAUGUGAAUGAGUACACAGGACUUACUAUGUCAGAAUAAUGCAUUGGUUGAUGUAUACAGCUUCCUGCUGUUGGCAAUGCCACUAUUUAGACUUCAUGGUGCUUCAGUGGAAGUCAGAGCAUCAGAAGGCGUUUUAAAUUCCCAGAGACGAGGAGGACUCUGGGUUCUCAGCUGAUCCCUCUGAGGGAGUAGGCAGGCCACUCUUGAAGUAAAGGAUUGGAUGAAUCUUCAUAACCAUACAUAGAGAUUUGUGUAAUUACAACUAAAUGAUUCUCUUCUGGCAAACAGCAGUGGGUGUUUUGGUUCUUUCCUUUUUUUUAAGCUUUUUUUUUUCUCAUUGCAGUGAGUUUUAAAUGCCAUAGGACUUAAUUUAAGAUAACCCUUGGAAAAAUGUAAGACAGUAGCCCCAUCACACUGUGACACUGUUAAAUAUCCACCCAGAAGUUCGUAAACUGUGCUUCUCUCCUUUGCAUUUCUCUAAAGUAAGUGGGGACGCGGAUAGAUUCAGAUGUUCCACAAGGUACUGCAAUCCCCUUUGGGUGGAUUAAGCAAGUUAAAUAUAUAAACAAGCAAACAUUGUUGAAAAAGAGGAGAAAAACUCAAGAGGACUAGCUGGUAGGAAAAAGCUUUACUCUUUCAUUUCAUCUUAUUAGUCUUUAAAAAAAUCAUUCAAUAGAAAGCACCAUGUGACCUAUUAUUUUGCAAAUCUGUUACCUCUUACAUCAAAUGUAAUUAACUUUUGGAGUGUGGGUUUUGUCCCUUAUUUUAUUAUGAUAAUUAACAUCAAACAUGGCUUCUCAUGCUAUUUCUACCUCACUUUGGUUUUGGGGUGUUCCUAAUAAUUGUGCACACCUGAUUUCACAGCUUCACCACUUGUCCAUUGUGUGAACAUUUUCCACCAUUUUCUUUCUUCCUUUAUAAUUUCCAAAAGAAAACCCAAAGCUCUAAGGUAACAAAUUACAUUAAUAUUUGGUUUUAGUCUUGCAUUUUUCCUUUACAUGACGCUGGACUUUUUCUUUAAGGAUUUAUUUUAACCACGAUUUAAAACAAGAGGUUACUUUACUUCCUACUAAGAAGUUUAAGUUUCAUUCUAAAAUCAAAGAUAGAGUGAGUGCAUAAUUUUGUUUUAAUCUUUUUGUUUUAUCUUUUAGACAUUAGUUCUGGAGUGAGUCUGGCAAAAUAUAUGAAUAAAAAUUGAGAGCUUUAUUGCUAUGUUUUAAGCAUAAUUUGGACAUUAUUUCGUGUUCUGUAUAACCACUGAGUGUUAAACUAAAUCAUAAUCAAUGUAACUGAAGCAUAAACAUCACAUGGCAUGUUAUGUCAUUGUUUUCAGGUACUGGGUUCUUACUUGAGUAUCAUAAUACAUUGUGUUUUAACAUCAACACUGUAACAUUUACUAAUUAUUUUUUUAAACUUCAGUUUUACUGCAUUUUCACAACAUAUCAGACUUCACCAAAUAUAUGCCUUACUAUUGUAUUAUAUUACUGCUUUACUGUGUAUCUCAAUAAAGCACGCAGUUAUGUUACAAAAAA
This is a messenger RNA of Myotis davidii, 4374 nucleotides long. RefSeq names its product dystrophin (gene DMD). Gene Ontology annotation, molecular function: protein binding; zinc ion binding. Gene Ontology annotation, cellular component: plasma membrane. Gene Ontology annotation, biological process: synaptic signaling. The record is from RefSeq and is a predicted model, not a curated record. Lineage: Eukaryota; Metazoa; Chordata; Mammalia; Chiroptera; Vespertilionidae.